Molecule: messenger RNA, 696 nt
Organism: Anguilla anguilla (European eel)
Lineage: Eukaryota; Metazoa; Chordata; Actinopteri; Anguilliformes; Anguillidae
Product: forkhead box protein H1-like
Exons: 4
Coding region: 1-696 (231 amino acids)
Biological process (GO): regulation of DNA-templated transcription
Molecular function (GO): sequence-specific DNA binding; DNA-binding transcription factor activity
Source: RefSeq, a predicted model, not a curated record
AUGAAAAACGCGCCUGAUGUCACCCUCGAGAGGGCUGACUUGUGCUUCCAAGCGCCACCCAGCGGAUUGCAAAGGAGAAAAUAUCAGCGAUAUGCCAAAAGCCACAGUACAUAUCUGGGACUGAUUGCGUGCGUCAUUCAGAAGUCUCCAAACAGAAGACUAACCUUCUGCCAGAUAAUGGACAACUUGGAGCCCUUCGUCUCAGGUGACAGGAAAGGUCUUACAAAUAACAUUAGAGUCUGCUUGUCGUCCAACGACUGUUUCGUUAAGGUCCCGGUGCAUCCAGAGUAUCCAAACUCAAAGAAGAAUUUCUGGAAAGUUGAUGAAACCUGUAUCACUCCCAAAAUUCUGCGACGACACUUCAAGGGUAUGCUGCACACCUUCCCAGAUUUGGCCUCCAGACUCAAAGGGGACCCUGAUGUCACGGAGGAAAUGUACACGACCCACAACCCUCCGAAAACAAGUGUUUCUUCUAUUAAGCCAAGUUCAGUUGCCAAGUUCAGUGGCCCAUUUUCCAUUGAGUCCAUUUUGAAGAAAGACACACGCUCCCUGCCGUGCCCCAAAUCAAGGCCUAAUUUAGGGGGUCUCUGCGCACUGAAACCCGAGCAGGCGCCGGACCAUGCGUCAGUAUCAGUGUUCGUGUCGGCGUCAGUGCGCGCGGACCGCAGCAGCUCCUGGGCGGGCCUGCAGGUGUAG